AGAAACGUCAAACUGCCACCUUAACCCUUUUUCUUCUCCACCAAAUUUCAAUUGAACCUCCAAUCCAUUCCGCAGGAGGCUGCAGAUCUUGAGUUUUGACUGAAGAAGAAGAUGGGAAUAGCAGUAGUGGGUAUGGAUUCACUCAGCGAAAGAGCAGCUAUGAUGCGAGAGUCCCUGCAGAAAAGCCAAACCAUCACCGACGAUGUCGUCUCCAUUCUUGGCUCCUUUGACAGCCGCCUCUCUGCUCUCGAGACCGCCAUGCGUCCUACUCAGAUUAGAACACAUUCUAUAAGGAAGGCUCAUGAGAAUAUAGAUAAGACUUUGAAGGCUGCAGAGGUUAUACUGGCACAAUUUGAUCUUUCUCGUCAGGCAGAGACUAAAAUACUUAAGGGUCCACAUGAUGACCUAGAAAGUUAUCUAGGAGCAAUAGAACAGCUAAGAAACAGCAUUCGCUUUUUUAGCAGCAAGAAAAGCUUUAGGAAUAGUGAUGGUGUUGUUGACAAUGCAAACAGUUUACUUGUUAAAGCUCUUUCAAAGCUAGAAGAUGAGUUUGAGCAGCUAUUAGCAUCAUACAGCAAGCCUAUUGAGCCUGAACGCCUUUUUGAUUGUCUUCCAAACUCACUGCGCCCGUCAUCAGGAUCACCAGGACACCAGGCUGAUUCUGGUCCAAAGAUUGCUUCUACUAACCAUUCUGAGCGGCAGAACAAUGACUUAGAAAAUGCUGUCUAUACCACACCCACUCUUAUACCACCACGCAUUCUGCCACUACUGCAUGAUCUAGCACAGCAAAUGGUUCAAGCUGGUCAUCAGCAGCAGUUAUCAAGAAUAUACAGAGAGACCCGAUCUUCAGUUUUGGAACAAAGUCUUCGAAAAUUGGGAGUUGCAAAACUUAGCAAAGAUGAUGUCCAGAAAAUGCAGUGGGAGGCUUUGGAGGAAAAAAUUGGGAACUGGAUUCAUUUUAUGCGCAUUGCUGUUAAAUUGCUUUUUGCUGGAGAAAGAAAAGUUUGUGAUCAAAUAUUUGAAGGCUAUGAUUCUCUUAGUGAUCAAUGUUUUGCUGAAGUUACUGCAAGUAGUGUCUCAGUUCUUCUUAGUUUUGGAGAAGCAAUAGCUAGAAGCAAGAGAUCACCAGAAAAAUUAUUUGUGCUUUUAGACAUGUAUGAGAUAAUGAGAGAGCUUCACUCAGAGAUUGAAGCACUUUUCAAAGGUAAAGCAUGCACUGAAAUUAGAGAAUCAGCCUUGGGCUUGACAAAAAGACUUGCUCAGACAGCACAGGAUACCUUUGGUGAUUUUGAAGAAGCGGUUGAAAAGGAUGCCACAAAAACUGCUGUACUGGAUGGAACUGUCCAUCCAUUGACGAGCUAUGUCAUUAACUACGUAAAAUUUUUAUUUGACUACCAAUCAACACUGAAGCAACUAUUCCAGGAAUUUGAAAAAGGAGAUGAGACGAAUUCUCAGUUAGCCUCUGUGACAAUGAGAAUUAUGCAGGCUCUUCAAACAAAUUUGGAUGGAAAAUCAAAGCAGUAUAAAGAUCCUGCUUUGACUCACUUAUUUCUCAUGAACAAUAUUCACUACAUGGUCAGAUCUGUUCGAAGGUCUGAAGCCAAAGAUCUUUUAGGGGAUGAUUGGGUUCAGAUACACAGGAGGAUUGUGCAGCAGCAUGCUAAUCAAUACAAAAGGAAUGCUUGGGCUAAGAUUCUCCAGACUCUCUCUGUACAAGGGCUGACUUCAUCUGGGGGUGGUAGUUCAGUAGGUGGUGACAGUGGAAGCAGUAGUGGAGCUUCAAGAGCAUUGGUUAAAGACAGGUUCAAGACAUUCAAUAUGCAGUUUGAAGAGCUUCAUCAAAGACAAUCUCAGUGGGCUGUUCCAGAUACUGAGUUAAGAGAAUCCCUUAGGCUAGCCGUUGCUGAAGUCUUGUUGCCUGCCUAUCGAUCUUUUAUAAAACGUUUUGGAAAUCUAGUUGAGAGUGGGAAGAACCCGCAGAAGUACAUCAAGCACACAGCAGAGGAUCUUGAACGAAUGUUGGGUGAAUUCUUUGACGGGAAAAAUCCGAGUGAGCCAAGGCGAUAGUUUUGAUCUCUUCCUCUCUGGGGGCAGUACAGUAUGCAUUAAUACUGACAACUGACGACAAGGUUUGCAUCUUUCAUUUGCUGGAAGAAUCCUGAAGGGAAAAAAAAAAAUGGAAUUUGUUUGUCACGAUGAUGAAUGUGUGUGCACCUACAUUGAAGAUUGAGAAUUAAGAGCUUGAUUGUGUCAUUUUGCAGAAUGCCAUGGUGUGGUUUAAUGAAACAUGUAUUUUGUAUCUAAUAUAGCAAUUACGUUGUUUUCCUAAUGCAAACUGAUGAAUUAUUAAAAUAUUGCUUUAUUUUCUUUAAUUAAUGUAAAUAAAAUAAAAUUAAGAAG
Rubroshorea leprosula is the source of this 2400-nucleotide messenger RNA. The record is from the annotation of a GenBank genome assembly. Lineage: Eukaryota; Viridiplantae; Streptophyta; Magnoliopsida; Malvales; Dipterocarpaceae.